Messenger RNA from Theobroma umbraticum, 663 nucleotides. RefSeq lists its product as uncharacterized. Gene Ontology annotation, cellular component: cytoplasm. Gene Ontology annotation, biological process: protein ubiquitination. The record is from RefSeq and is a predicted model, not a curated record. Gene Ontology annotation, molecular function: ubiquitin protein ligase activity. Lineage: Eukaryota; Viridiplantae; Streptophyta; Magnoliopsida; Malvales; Malvaceae.
AUGGCAAGAAGAGAAGCAAGGUUCACAUGCUGUGUGAAGUUAGAGCGCGAAUUCACCGUCAUUCCCCACCUUUUGCAAGCCGGUUUUCGUCUUCAAAUCCGUAAGUUCCUUAAAGAUGAUAAUGGCAAUGUGCAAGAGGCUCUGGAGGAGUCAUCCCAGGAAAAAUUUUUUCUGCCAGAAUUUGCGUUUGGUUGCAAUGGACACCACAUAUUGGUAACUUAUCGUCUACGUGAAGCUGGAUGGCAUCAGAGCAAUCUUCAAAGGAUCUUGGACGCAGCUUUCUCCGAGGCCAAGUUGAUUUUAGAAAGAGAGAGAAGUACUUGUGGAAUACACAUCGUUCCAACAAUAGUAUUCUGCGUCAACAAGUUCGUGAGGUGGGAAGAUGAGUUAGAGGCUAGGGCACUGGAGUUGUCAAUGCAAGAAGUACCAAAGACGGUUCCUGCAACAAAAGAAUCCAUCCAGGCUUUGAAGAAAGUGAAGCUUGAAGGUGAUAAUACUGAAAAGUGCAUGAUCUGUAUGGAGCAACUGAUCUCCUCCGGAACAGAUAAGAUGAUCACUAGCAUGCCCUGUUCGCAUCUCUUCCAUGGAGAUUGCAUCGAGAAAUGGCUGAAUACGAGUCAUAAGUGCCCAUUAUGCCGCUUUCCGAUGCCAACUGAUGGCUGA